AUGUUACUGCUUAUGGUGGGAAAUCUCAUCAUUAUUCCAGUGGGCAUCACUUUCUUUAAGGAGGAGAACACCCCAGCUUGGAUUGUGUUUAAUGUUGUCUCUGACACCUUUUUCCUUGUGGAUCUGGUACUGAACUUUCGAACGGGCAUAGUAGUAGAAGACAAUACAGAAAUUAUCCUGGAUCCACAACGUAUCAAGAUUCGCUAUCUAAAAAGUUGGUUCCUUGUGGACUUUGUAUCCUCCAUUCCUGUGGACUAUAUAUUUCUUAUUGUAGAAACACGUAUUGACUCAGAGGUUUAUAAGACUGCCAGGGCCUUACGAAUUGUCCGUUUCACUAAAGUGCUGAGUUUGCUACGUCUCUUAAGACUUUCCAGGCUCAUCCGGUACAUUCAUCAAUGGGAGGAGAUUUUCCACAUGACUUAUGACCUGGCAAGUGCUGUAGUACGCAUUGUUAAUCUGAUUGGCAUGAUGUUGCUGCUUUGCCACUGGGAUGGCUGCUUGCAGUUUUUAGUGCCCAUGUUGCAAGAUUUUCCUGACAACUGCUGGGUAUCACUGAACCGCAUGCAGAAUGCUUCAUGGGGAAAGCAGUACUCCUAUGCCCUUUUCAAAGCCAUGAGUCACAUGUUGUGCAUUGGGUAUGGUCAACAGGCACCAGUGGGUAUGUCGGAUGUCUGGCUUACUAUGCUCAGCAUGAUUGUUGGUGCCACUUGCUAUGCCAUGUUCAUUGGUCAUGCCACUGCGCUUAUCCAAUCUCUAGAUUCAUCACGGCGGCAGUAUCAAGAAAAGUACAAACAGGUGGAACAGUACAUGUCAUUUCACAAGUUACCAGCUGAUAUGCGUCAGAGGAUCCAUGAUUAUUAUGAGCACCGCUAUCAAGGAAAGAUGUUUGAUGAGGAGAGUAUCCUUGGGGAGUUGAGUGAGCCUCUACGGGAGGAAAUUAUCAACUUCAACUGUCGCAAGCUAGUGGCUUCCAUGCCACUAUUUGCCAAUGCGGACCCCAACUUUGUGACAUCGAUGCUUACAAAGCUAAAAUUUGAGGUAUUUCAGCCAGGAGACUACCUAAUCAGAGAGGGAACUGUUGGCAAGAAAAUGUUCUUUAUACAGCAUGGUGUUGUCAGUAUUUUAAGCAAAGGCAGCAAAGAGACCAAACUUGCUGAUGGAUCUUACUUUGGAGAGAUUUGUUUGCUGACACGAGGACGAAGAACUGCAAGUGUCAGAGCAGACACUUACUGUCGACUGUACUCUCUGAGUGUGGAUAAUUUCAAUGAGGUUCUGGAGGAGUACCCAAUGAUGAGACGGGCAUUUGAGAGUGUAGCACUAGACCCGCUUAGACCGAAUCGGCAAAAAGAACUCUCUCCUCCUACAUAA
Staurois parvus is the source of this 1368-nucleotide messenger RNA. The record is from the annotation of a GenBank genome assembly. NCBI's taxonomy places the organism in Eukaryota, Metazoa, Chordata, Amphibia, Anura, Ranidae.